AUGGAUUCUCGAAUGGAUAUUCAACCAUAUGUCAUUCAAGCUAUUGAGCCUAAAAAAAUUAUAAAAUGGGAAUAUCAAUAUAACAUGAUAAAAGUAAAUAAUGGAAAAUUCCAUUCGAAGCAUCUUAAAAUUCCCGGCUGUAUGAUUAUUGAUGUUUGGCUCUAUUUUAUGGGAUUUUAUUCUAAAGAAGAAAAAAGUAGUCUCGCAUAUUACUUAAAAGAGUGUAACUUUGACAACAAAGUGGAUUUGCCUAUUCACUGCAUGAACAAAUAUUUUGAGAUGGUAUUGAAGGAAACAAAUGCCACAACGGCUGAGCAGAUGCACAAAAUAGCCGAGUAUUGUAUCAUUGAUGCUCUUAGUUGCUAG
This is a messenger RNA of Funneliformis geosporum, 366 nucleotides long. NCBI's taxonomy places the organism in Eukaryota, Fungi, Glomeromycota, Glomeromycetes, Glomerales, Glomeraceae. The record is from the annotation of a GenBank genome assembly.